AUGGGAUCCGGUGUUUUCACCUUAGUAUGGCCGAUAGCAAAAUAUAUGACUUUAAAUGCCUACAUAUAUAAAAAAUAAAUUUUUUCCAAUAUAUUUUAAAAUUUAGUUUUAUUUAAUUCUACUAUAAAAGUUACCUAUUUAAGGAUUAUCAAGAAAGAAAAAAAAAGGCUGUCGACACUGGGACUUCCCAAGCGGUCCCCCACCUUAGUACUAACCCAGCCUUAAGGCGCUUAACUUCGGAGUUCGAAUGGGAUCCGGUGUUUUCACCUUAGUAUGGCCGACAACAAAAUUAACCUUAAAGAAUGUUGUCGACACUGGGACUUCCCAAGCGGUCCCCCACCUUAGUACUAACCCAGCCUUAAGGCGCUUAACUUCGGAGUUCGAAUGGGAUCCGGUGUUUUCACCUUAGUAUGGCCGACAACAAAAUUUAUGGCAAAAGCAAUUAAUUCUAAAGUAAAAAAAGGUUGUCGACACUGGGACUUCCCAAGCGGUCCCCCACCUUAGUACUAACCCAGCCUUAAGGCGCUUAACUUCGGAGUUCGAAUGGGAUCCGGUGUUUUCACCUUAGUAUGGCCGACAACAAAAUUAACCUUAAUGAAUGUUGUCGACACUGGGACUUCCCAAGCGGUCCCCCACCUUAGUACUAACCCAGCCUUAAGGCGCUUAACUUCGGAGUUCGAAUGGGAUCCGGUGUUUUCACCUUAGUAUGGCCGACAACAAAAGUUGUCGACACUGGGACUUCCCAAGCGGUCCCCCACCUUAGUACUAACCCAGCCUUAAGGCGCUUAACUUCAGAGUUCGAAUGGGAUCCGGUGUUUUCACCUUAGUAUGGCCGACAACAAAACUUAAUUCUUUAAAUAUGAAGGCUUAAUUUUGGUUAAAUUUAAUAUAUUCUAUAAAAUUUGA
Tetrahymena thermophila SB210 is the source of this 906-nucleotide messenger RNA. Its product is annotated as MFS transporter. The record is from RefSeq and is a predicted model, not a curated record. The transcript has 6 exons. NCBI's taxonomy places the organism in Eukaryota, Ciliophora, Oligohymenophorea, Hymenostomatida, Tetrahymenidae.